AUGACAUCGCCCACCGCCGCCCAGCCCGCACUAGCUAACCACACGUCCCAGAACUACAACGAGCAUGCCUCGUUCGUUUACUCGGACAAGAAUACGGCUCCCAUUCUCCGGCUUCUGAAUGCACAGAGUGGGGAAAGUAUUGUGGAUCUGGGAUGUGGCACAGGCCAAUUGACUGAGAAGAUCAAAGCGUUGUCAUGGCCUGACGCUCAGUUGUCCUUUGCCAGAGAAAACGGAAACGCCUUGGGCAUCGAAUACACUCGAGGUGACAUUCAGGACUAUAGAACGCUGGACGCUUCUCUUGAGGGCAGAUUCGAUGCUGUUUUCUCAUCCGCUACGUUCCACUGGUGCAAAGCGAACCCUGGUGGUGUUGUUGAGACCAUCAAGUGGCUGCUGAAGCCUGGGGGCCGAGCGGUUUUCGAGUUUGGUGGCUUCCAGAACACUGUCGGCGUACGUGGUGCCUUGCAUGACUGUCUUCGUCGACGCGGCUACGAUCCGGCGAAAGCGGACCCCUGGUACUUCCCUACAGCCGAGCAGUACUCUGCACUACUGCAAUUGCACGGCAUGAGUCCAAGUGAUGUUGAACUCCACCAACGGCCCACGCCCCUGACCACCGACCUCUUCGGCUGGUUGAAGACUUUUGCACGCAGAACGUUUUUCGCUGAGUUCUCCGAUCUGGAGGCUAAUUCGAUGAUGGAGGAAGUAGUGGAGAGCUGCCGUCCAGACAACUACUGGUGUGACGCCAUGCCUGGUCUUGGGAUCAAGCCUCCCGUAGGCGCCACUGGCAAUGAGGGCUGGAACGUUCACUACGUCCGCCUUCGCGGUAGUGCAACUGCUCCUAGCUGCUGA
Messenger RNA from Trichosporon asahii var. asahii CBS 2479, 846 nucleotides. RefSeq lists its product as uncharacterized. NCBI's taxonomy places the organism in Eukaryota, Fungi, Basidiomycota, Tremellomycetes, Trichosporonales, Trichosporonaceae. Gene Ontology annotation, molecular function: S-adenosylmethionine-dependent methyltransferase activity. The transcript is spliced from 4 exons. The coding region runs from base 1 to 846 and encodes 281 amino acids. The record is from RefSeq and is a predicted model, not a curated record.